Messenger RNA from Bombus pascuorum, 699 nucleotides. RefSeq names its product carboxy-terminal kinesin 2-like. Lineage: Eukaryota; Metazoa; Arthropoda; Insecta; Hymenoptera; Apidae. The transcript is spliced from 4 exons. Gene Ontology annotation, biological process: microtubule-based movement. The record is from RefSeq and is a predicted model, not a curated record. The coding region runs from base 1 to 699 and encodes 232 amino acids. Gene Ontology annotation, molecular function: microtubule binding; microtubule motor activity; ATP binding.
AUGGCAAAAAUAAAUCAGUUAGAUCAAAUGAAGAAUAGUGAAUUGAGUGAUUGUCUAAAUGCAAAUAAAAAUAUACAUAAACUAAAAGCAGAAGGAUAUGAAAAUCUGAAUAAAACAUUAGUAAAUCAAUGCGGAGAAUUAAAAGCAGAAAUGAAUAAAUUGCAAGAAGAAAAAGAGAACUUGACAAAAUGUUUGAAAGAAUCAGAGGAGUCAUGUAAAAGCAUUUCAAAUAUUUUAGUAGAAUUUAAGGAAAAAUGCUCGUCUCAAGAGUCAUUACUGUCACACCAUGAAUUUAUAAUAAAGGAUCUAAAAGCUAGUUUAGAAGUUGAAAGAGAGAUGAAUAAAGAAUUAAAUGCAACUAAAAAUGAGUUACAAACAUUGGUUCAUACCAUGGACAAAGAUCGUAGAGUCCUCCAUAAUGCAAUACAAGAAAUGAAAGGAAAUAUCAGGGUAUUUUGCAGAGUCCGACCUAGAACUCCAAGUGAACUUGGAAAAGCGAUGUGUAAUAUCAACUUUGUAGAUGAAUGCACUAUCGAAGUAGGAAAAUUUGAUGGGUCUGAUUCACUGACUCAUUUAUUAAUAGUGUCUUUAGCUGGCACUUCAAAGACAUUGAUGUUACUGAAUGUAUCUCCUUUAGAUGAAUAUUAUAAGGAAACAUUGAAUUUAUUGAGAUUUGCUAGCAAUGUACACAAUUGCUAA